AUGUCCACCACCACCACCACCACGCUCCCCUCCAACCUCCCCAACCCCACAAUCCACAUAACAACCCACUCCCCCACAACCGGCAAAGCGCACCUCCACUCCUCCACCCAAAACGCCUGGACCUUCCUCCGCUCCUCCACCAUCGGCUUCAACGUCAUCUACACCACCUCCCAAUUCCCCGCCAGCCUUUCCUCCAACACCGACAUCACCACGCACGAGAAAGUCGUCCAAUCCGGAACCCUCGGCCUCGUCCAACCCCACGGCACGGUGUGCCGCAUCGUCGAUUUCGGACCCCAGCACGAGCCGCUCAUGCACCGCACGCAGUCGCUCGAUUACGGCGUCGUGCUGGAGGGGGAAAUCGAGAUGGAGCUCGAUGGGGGGGAGGUUAAGGUGUUGAGGAGGGGGGAUGUGGCGGUGCAGAGGGGGACGAUGCAUGCGUGGAGGAAUCAGAGUAAGACGGAGUGGGCGAGGAUGUUGUUCGUGCUGCAGGAUUGUGAGCCGGUGGUUGUGGGGGGGGAGAGGUUGGGGGAGGAUCUGGGGGGUGAGGUGGAGGGGUUGCCGGGGAGUGGGAAUGCCUUUCACAAGCUGAUUAAGAGCUCGCUCAGCUAG
Molecule: messenger RNA, 609 nt
Organism: Pseudogymnoascus verrucosus
Lineage: Eukaryota; Fungi; Ascomycota; Leotiomycetes; Thelebolales; Thelebolaceae
Exons: 2
Coding region: 1-609 (202 amino acids)
Source: RefSeq, a predicted model, not a curated record